UCAGGAGAAAUUAAUAACGAAGCAUCUAUUUAUUCUCUUGUGAUUGAGAAUGCUCAAAGGAAUGACUCAGGUCUGUAUUACUGUGCAGCUAGAAAAUCUUAUGGAACGCCCCUCGUUUUUGGAAAUGGCUCGAAAUUGCUCAUAGCGGGUCCAUCAAACACACUGAUGUUAUCCCCACCAAGGAAUGACAUUUUUCAGAUGGAAGUUGUCCCAUUGAUUUGCUUAGUUAAAAAUGUCAAAUCCAAAACGCUCGACAUCCAUUGGAAUACUUCCACAUGGAAUGCUGUGGUUUGGAUGGUUACAUGGACAAUGGACGCCACUGGGGCAUACAGCAUCAUGAGCCAUAUAAGAGUCCCAAUAGAAGUUUGGAAGCAUGGUGUUGUACAUGGUUGCUCAGCUCAAAACAACUCGAAGGAAAUUCUUACCAGUGAAAGUGUUUCACAAAAGAAAGAAGCACUACAUCCUGUUUGUCUUUUCAAGAUUUACGGGAGUUUGUUAGCGAUAAUCUUCCUCCUUCUUGUACUGACUAUUAUAACGGGAUGGGGAUUCAGGAAUCGGCAUUCAGCAGGAAACUGGAAAACUGAUGUGCGACCACGUGGGCAAACACAGGAGACUGUCUACGCUCACUUGACAUUUAUUGAAGAUCCGAAGUUCUGAUGGAAAAGAGAAGGAAGUAUUUAGAUGUAUAUGUGCAUGAGCAGUAUGUAACCAAGCCAUUGUCAAAAUCCCUGUGCUGGAUCUGUCACCUUACGUGAUACUUUUAUUCAAGAUGUCACCCCAUUAAUUUAUAUGCCACCAUAAGCGUUUUAGGAAUUGAGGCCUAGGUCCUGACCAUCAUCGGAUAAAAUUCUUUACUGUUGCACCAUCCAAAUCAUUCAACCUAUUUUUAAGCUUAAACUUACUGUCUCAACCAC
Rhincodon typus (whale shark) is the source of this 914-nucleotide messenger RNA. RefSeq lists its product as uncharacterized. The annotation marks the transcript as partial. NCBI's taxonomy places the organism in Eukaryota, Metazoa, Chordata, Chondrichthyes, Orectolobiformes, Rhincodontidae. The record is from RefSeq and is a predicted model, not a curated record. The transcript has 5 exons.